Molecule: messenger RNA, 5017 nt
Organism: Kickxella alabastrina
Lineage: Eukaryota; Fungi; Kickxellomycota; Kickxellomycetes; Kickxellales; Kickxellaceae
Exons: 1
Coding region: 177-4988 (1603 amino acids)
Biological process (GO): ribosome biogenesis
Cellular component (GO): nucleolus
Source: RefSeq, a predicted model, not a curated record
UGUGUGAUUUAAUUUGUCGAUCAUAUUUUUUUUUGCAUUUUUCACCACGGUGAAUUAGAUCAAAAAUAUAUCGGUGUGGAUAAUAAUUUUUUAUUUGUAAAUUUUGUUUGUUUUCGUUUCCUUAACCGUUCUCUUUAUUUAAAUUUAACGUCAUUACUAUACUAUCACAAGUUCAAAUGGACAGCAACAGUACGAGUGGCGUCGAGCACAUUCUUUUGGAGAACAAGAUCGUGUCGACGGAGGAUCUGACACGGGCGCUGCGAUCAACCUCACUGGGUCUUUCACAGCGAGUUAGUCUAGCACGUGCCGUAUUUGACAGCAGCAAGCACAGUGAUAUAGGAGGCAAAGUCACACGUCUGAGCAAUAUUUUGGUUCGCAAGAACGAGCUGCUGGCAGAAUGGAUAUUUUCAAUAAUGCUUCGUGAGCUCAAAGCUUCCAAAAGCGGCAAACAGGAGUCGUACGUUCUUUACCGAGAUUCCGAAGGAAUCGACUUUCUUGGCAGGAUCCUUGAGAAUAUUGCGGAUACGGGUGAGCUGGACGUCCGCGCAGUGCUACAGGGACCAGUGAUGGCACUGUUUACUGGGGCGUUUGCUAGUGAAUUCUUGAGCGCCGAAUAUGCAGCAGCUGUGGCCAGGCUCUGGAAGGUGGUUUUUGAGCGGGCAGUUGAUGGCGCAGAGGUUGUCGCGGCACAGGCAGAUCAGUUGGCGCAGUUGAAUGCGCUGGUCAUUGGUCACUACCUCCGGGAAACCAAACAGGACACCCGGCUGUGGCUGCAGUUUAUGGUUGGCUCCAUAGCCUCGGCAAUGCGCGCGAGCUGCGAGACCACGCUGAAUGCACGCAAGACAUUUGCUCUCUUUGACAAGGAACUCCUGCCACUGGUGCUUCGGCUUCUGGGUACUGUCCCUGCAGCAGCAACAAUUGAGGAGAAUAAGAUGGUAGGAUCUGUUUUGGACAUGAUUCAGGCGGGUCUGUUCCAUCCCGACAGCAUGGUACGGUUUGCGGCAACCCUAGGGCAGAGCAUUGCCAGUAAGCGGGUGGACGAGGGAGCCGAUUCACAGUAUGUAGAUCAGGCCAUGGAUAUUAUCGUGCGGUCCAUAACCGAGGGCGAUGAGCGCGUGGAGUGUGCGGUGGCGCUGCCUCACAUGCUUCAGCGGUACCUGAGCGCCUUGGCCAUGCUGUGUGCCGAGACACGCGGGCGGGUGACCACCUCAGUUGGAGCAGCGGCGAUUGCGGCCAGCCCCGUGGUGGUCAGCUCUGCAGAGGCCGGUGGAUCGAGCCUGGCGAUGUUCCUCUGGCUUUACGCACGCCUAUUUGACAUGUACGCCAAGCUCGCCGACGUGCGCAUCCUGCGGGCUAUCAACAGCCUGGUGCGCGUGUACUUUACAGAUGCGUGCUUUGGCACCACGGCUGCGGGCAGUGGGUCAGUGGGUGACGUGCACGAGCGCCAGGCCGAGGCCCUGCACGCGUGGCUGAAGGACGUCGUCUCUCCAGUGUUUGCCCGUUCGGCAACAUCGGAAGUCCAAGGAGAGGAGCUCGUGUUGGCGCUCGAGGGCGUGCGGCUAGCUCUGGAUGCUGCGCCCGAGGUCGCUUGCGUGCUGGACACAGGCGUCUUUCAUGCGCUGACAUUGGCUGUGUCUGUGCCCGAUGAGGCUGUCACUACUGGAGCUGAUCUUUUGCGCAACAUGGUGGCCACGCUGGCACGCGCGCGACAGCUCGACACGCUGAUUGCGCACCUGGCCAAGGCCAGCGCAGAGACAGUUCGUCCUGGGGCUGUCAAUUUGCUCGCCUCGGCUGACUUCCAGCGCACGCUGGCCGGUGCCAUUGUGCAGACCAUGCCCUUUGCGCAGGUGCGCGCGACGCUCGACACGCUGGCUGACGCCAUCAGCGGGGCAUCGGCCGCAGACAGCGGGCGCAAGCGGCGGCGACUGAGCAGCAAACAUGGCUAUAAGCAGUCGGUCAGCAGCAGUGGAGUUUCCGACAUCGUUGUGGCCAUGAUGGCAAACUUUGUGAUGGCUGGCACGGCGCUGGCAACUGCUGCGUCGGAGCAGCAGCGUGUGCAGUUUGGCGCAGCGCUAGAGGCAAAGCACGAAGCGCUGACCCAAGCACUUACCGAGACCGGUAGCACAUGGGAGGGGCUGCUGAUACACUACGCAUUGGUCGAGGGGGGCGCUCGCAUCGGCGGGUCAGAGGACUGGCUGGCCGUAAACAUGAACCCACAGCACGUGCUGGCGAACGUCCUGCCGCAGGGCUCGGAUGAUUGUCGCACGGGCGCACUGUCGAUGCUUGUGGCAUUUCAGGCAGCCGCACACUGGGCGGCUACAUCGACAGAAAGGAACGGUCAAGGCGAUGCCACCGUGCGCCAGAUGGUGUCCGCAGCAUUGGCCAAUAUCCAUGCUGUGGGCGCAUGGGGCGCGUGGGACGGCCAAGCGCACACCAUAAGCGUCGAGAAUAGCGGACGCGCGCAGUGGCAGCUGCUGUCUGCUCGUCUGGAGAUUGCGUGCGAGUACGCCGACGCUGCAACCAUUGCGGCCAUUGCGCGCCGCGUUGUCGAGCAGGCGGCGGCCGGGGAUUAUACGUUACUGGCAGACGCGGGCUUUUUUGAGAUUGCCCGCUUGCGCACUGCCAUGGCGCCUGCUGCCGCUGCAUAUGCUGCAGAGCUCUGGGCAUCCAAGCAGCCGCGUUCUGACGCUUUGCUGCCAGCCGGCCCAGCGCAGGUGGCGAUUGACGCAGUCCUUGCCAGCAGGCCCAAAGCAAAAUCCGUUUCAACCAUGGACGACGCCUCGCCCUGGAUUGGCCUGCUGCGCGCACUGCUUCGCUUCCCGACCGUCUAUUGGCCCGCUGACCAGCACUCUGCGUUGGUCGCCCUUGCCCUAGCUGCUGACCGCCGCGUUGCGGCUGCGCUGCAGACAUCUAGCGCGCAGGCGGCUGUUCGUGUGCUGGCGCGCACGCUGCUCGAGCGGCUGCUAGCCCACCACCCGGCCACCGUGUCCUUGCUUGUUCCGCAUGCCACUGUCUGUGCAGAUCAUUGGGCUGCUGCUACCGGAGAGCACGAGGCCCGCGCAUCGCGCCGUCUGCUACGUCUGACCGCCAGCGCCCUGGCUCAGAGCGCCGGGGCCUCAGAGCAAGCCGAUGCGGCCUGCCUCCGCCUGUGCACGCACCUGCUCAAACGCUUGGAGCCUGCCGCCGAGGGCUUCCUGCUUGUGCUCGACGCGCUGGACGCUGUGGCGCGCGCCGCCGCCAAGCUGCACCGCAGCGGGGUUAGCGCGUGGAAAAAGUGGGUAAAGUCGUCGAUCAAGGUCGUGCAGCGUGACGUCCUUUCCUUCAUUGACUCGCUGCCCGAGGGCCUAGUUGACGAUAGGCAUGCGAUACAUAGCCUCGGCGUGCUCGUCUGCCUCGACCGUCUCCUUGCCGCUCUUGAUGGCUCUAAGGACAGCUGCACAAAGUACGCAACCGCCGUGGUUUUGCGCACCACUGAGGCCCUGGGCACUAUUGCUGCCCGGGCACUGUCCUCGUCGUCGACUUUUGCAAUGGGACUUGUGCUGCACGCUGUUCAUCGGUCUUUGGAAAUUCCGCAGGGAGCCGCUCACACGCUGCUGGCCCUGCUGGCCCGCCUGCUCGCCCGCUACCACCGCUCGUCUGGCACGUCGGUUCCACUGGUGCUCCAGUCUCUGGCCGCCUGCAUCAUUGAUUCGAGCAAUGGCGCUGUAUCUGACAGUGAGGACGAGUCGAGCAUGUCGGACUUUGUCACUGUCCGUGGUCUGGAGCCCCUGCUGCGACACAAGCUUGACGCGCAGUCCUUCGAAACCUCACUCGUCACGUUUUUGCGCUUGCCCACCAGCAUCAAUGCUGUUGCAGGUGCCCCUGUUGAUCCGAGCGUCCGCGGCCUGCCCAAGCUGCUUCAGGCAUACAUACACACGGGAUACCGCCACUCCGACUCUGUGGCCAAGCGCAAGUCUGUGCAGCGGCGUCUGGGCGACAUCCUUGUUACGCUCCACACGGGCCUUCGCACGGGCAUGCCAGUGCCCGAUGUGCUCGAUGUCGUGGGAGACCUGGUGUUGGAGCCUUUCAUGCGCUUUACCAUGUACGAUAUCUCUGAGUGCCUGUCCAUCCUCUCUACCACUCUGAUGUUGCCCCAAAAGCCAGCCGACGAUCUGGAUGCGCUGUAUCGGUCUAUUUGCCGUAUCCUGGGCUCCGUCAUCCGCCACCACACCAACCACGUUUUGGGAUCCAUUUCUAUCCUCACCACGCUGCUGCGCUCGCUCAUGCACGCCUUUGUUGCGCCUGCCGUACCCCGAGUUCUAAUGUCCAACGCCACGCAGUGUGCGUCGGAUAUGACUCCCUGGAUCAUCUCGCAUGCUCCCCUGUCGCCCGCAUGUGCCGAGUCCUACAGUCGCGUGCUCAACGAUCUCGUUCGUUCGCGUCGCACUGCAGGGCCUUCGUCAUCGGCGCCGUCGGCAGACCUGGUCAAACUCACUCGCGGAACCAACGCUGCUGGUGUGUCCACCGUGCUCAGUCUCUUUGCUCCCCACGUGCUGGCUGAGUACUGCAUUAUUCAGGGCGGUGGCGCGCUCUCCGCUGUCAUUCACCGCGCACCCGGAGUUGGUGUUCAUAGUGGUGCCGACGCCUUUGCGUUCAAGGGUCUUUCGUGGCGGCCGUCACUUGUUAUCAAUGCAGACCAAGAGGGCGGUAUUUCCUUGGCUGCCCAGAAGAUGAGCGCUCGCGGCAUCAUCUCUUCUCCGGCUCUGCGUGAGGCACUGCUUCCCGGAUGGCAUGCCCUACUGGAUAUCAUGACCGAGGCCGAUAGAUCUGCCCUGCUGGCCCUGCUGGCCGCUUCCGGCUCUGCCACAACCGACUCACGUUCAUUCGGGGCCACGGGAUACGGCGGCACCUCCGUCUUUGGGCCCGAUCGCCAUGGCGGAGCCCACGAGGUCUUGAAGUCUCUUUACCAGACAUACCUUGACUUUUACAAGUACAAGGGCGAGGUUUGAGCAUAAACGUAUAUUUAAUGGAUUUUUAU